AUGGUUGCUCUAUUGCAGGUGUUAAAGAGUGAUCUUUCUAAAUUUUACGAUGAUGAACAAAUGGAAGAACCAUGCAUUCAAAAAUGUCUAGAUGACACCCAUGAAUUCAAGACUAACCUGAGGAAACUAAAAGCUCAUUUGAACAAACAGAUACAGGAGUCUCAGAAUGCAGACUCUAGUACUGCUCCCAAAGAAGAUGCAAAAUUAAAGAGGAGGAGAUCGUUGAUCAUUGAAAAGUUAAAUAAGUCGCAUAAGCAAUGGGAACAUUCACUGAAGAAAAAUUCAAAACAUGUGUUGCAGCAGCAAAACAAGUUCCAUAAAAAUUCCCUUUCAAAAUUAAAUGAAUUCAGUAUAGAUCAAGUCUAUUUAAAUAAGAUUCCGAAUGAUUCGAAAUCUGAUAUUAAGGAUGCAAUAGGCUAUCACAUAUCCAGAUAUAACAUUGGAAAUUUGCCAGUAAGUGGGAAGGAUGAGAUUAUGCAAUAUUUGAAAAACGUUUAUGGUAUUGACGAAAUUAUAUCGAACAAGUUUGUCGUAAUGGGUCAAAUUAUUCAGGAUUUGAAAAAGAACAAUUUGAAUACUUGUUUUCAAUGGUGUCAGGAGAACAAGACUACAAUUGGUUCUUCCCAGUUUUCGUCAUUGGAAUUUGAGCUCUAUUUUUUAAAUGCAUUAGAAUUGAUAAAAGUGGGGAAUACUGUGGAAACAGCUAAAUAUUUUAUUGAAGGAAUACCCCAAGAUUCAUUAAUUGCAAUAAAGAGUGAUAUCAUAUCCAAAGUUCCACGUCUAUUAACACAGGUUAUAUUAGGUCAACAAAUACAAGAUAUCGAUUGUCUGAUGGAGGAACAGUUAACUAAAUGCAUUAACCUAUUCACAAAAGUAUUUUGUGAACAUAACAAUUUAACUAAAGAUUCUCCAAUUUUCUUGAUCACGUUAAGCGGAUUGAUAUCUUUCCAAUACUUUAUAAAAUACAGAACCAUUCGAGCGGUCGCCCAUGUGGACUGGACUACCAAGGAUGAGUUACCAUUUGACGUGAAAUUACCCGAUUUCCUGACGCAUUUCCAUCCCAUCUUUAUUUGUCCUGUAUUAAAAGAAGAGACAACAGAAGAAAAUCCUCCAUACUCUUUAGUAUGUCAUCAUAUUAUAUCCAAGAAGGCUUUGGACAAGCUAUCCAAAAAUGGGACAAUUACUUUCAAAUGCCCAUAUUGUCCUGUGAAUUCGGCAAGGGCCAAGACAAACAAAGUGAAAUUCAUAGGAAUAUAA
Messenger RNA from Naumovozyma castellii, 1257 nucleotides. RefSeq names its product ubiquitin-protein ligase RMD5 (gene RMD5). The coding region runs from base 1 to 1257 and encodes 418 amino acids. The transcript has a single exon. The record is from RefSeq and is a predicted model, not a curated record. Lineage: Eukaryota; Fungi; Ascomycota; Saccharomycetes; Saccharomycetales; Saccharomycetaceae.